Messenger RNA from Fragaria vesca subsp. vesca, 1362 nucleotides. Its product is annotated as UDP-glycosyltransferase 83A1-like. The coding region runs from base 1 to 1362 and encodes 453 amino acids. Lineage: Eukaryota; Viridiplantae; Streptophyta; Magnoliopsida; Rosales; Rosaceae. The record is from RefSeq and is a predicted model, not a curated record. Gene Ontology annotation, molecular function: UDP-glycosyltransferase activity. The transcript is spliced from 2 exons.
AUGAGCAAGCCACAUAUUAUAGCUAUACCUUUGCCGGCACAAGGCCAUGUAAUGCCCUUGAUGGAGUUCUCACAGUGCUUAGCACAUCAUGGCUUCAGAGUCACAUUUGUGAACACAGAAACUAUUCACAAGAAAAUUGUGAAUGCAAUGGCCAAUGAAAAUCAUAUACGGCAUGAUCAUGUUCAUCUGGUUUCAAUUCCAGAUGGAUUAGAAACGGAGGAGGAUAGAAAUGGGCCAGGGGUGCUAUCUGAAGCAAUACAAGCAGUCCUGCACCAGAAUUUGGAGGAGAUCAUAGAGAAGAUCAACAAAGAGGAAGAUGAAAAAAUCACUUGUCUCAUAGCCGAUGAGAGUUGUGGGUGGGCUCUGGAAGUAGCGCAAAAAAUGAAGAUCGUGAAGGUGGCUGCCUUUUGGCCUGCAGCAGCUGCAACUUUGGUGUUGAACUUUUGUAUACCAAAUUUAGUUCAUGAAGGAAUCAUUGAUGAUGAAGGAACUGUAUUGAAAAGCCAGAUGGUUCAAUUGGCACCAAAAAUGCCAAUGAUUAAAUCUGCAAACUUUGUGUGGGCGUGUGCAGACGUAAGCGUUCGGAAAAUCCUAUUCCAUUUUUUGGAAAGAGCCAACAAGAAUGCGAAAUUAGUAGAUUGGCUAGUUUGCAACUCAGCAUACGAGAUUGAGCCAACAGCAAUUGCUUUGGAACCACAGAUAUUACCAAUAGGCCCGCUUUUGGCUAGCAGCCGCCUUGGCAAUUCAGCAGGCAGCUUGUGGCCAACAGACUCAACUUGCUUAAAAUGGUUGGAUGAACAACCACCUUGCUCAGUGAUCUAUGUUGCAUUUGGAAGUACAGCACUUUUUAAUCAAACUCAGUUCCACGAACUGGCUUUAGCCCUGGAGUUAUCUAAUAAGCCAUUCCUUUGGGUAGUGAGACCAGAUAUUAGUGAUAGCAUUCCCUACCCUGAAGGAUACAAAGAAAGAGUAGGCUCUAAAGGGUUGAUGGUGGGAUGGGCACCACAGCAGAAGGUUCUGGCCCAUCCUUCAAUUGCUUGCUUCCUAAGUCAUUGUGGGUGGAACUCUACAAUAGAAGGUGUCAGCAAUGGGGUUCCUUUCUUGUGCUGGCCAUACUUUGCUGACCAGUUCAUCAAUGAGAGCUACAUUCGCGACGUUUGGAAUGUCGGGUUGGGGUUCGAUAAGAAUGAAAGUGGGAUCAUUACUCGAGGAGAAAUCAAGAAAAAAGUUGAGCACUUGCUAGGUGAUGAAGUCUUCAAAGCAAGGGCUUCCAAACUCAAGGAAAUGGCUGUGGCAACUAUCAAAGAAGGAGGACAAUCUAACAAGAUCUUCAAAAAGUUUAUUGAAUGGAUUAAGUCAUAG